Guillardia theta CCMP2712 is the source of this 1314-nucleotide messenger RNA. RefSeq lists its product as hypothetical. The transcript has 10 exons. The record is from RefSeq and is a predicted model, not a curated record. The coding region runs from base 1 to 1314 and encodes 437 amino acids. NCBI's taxonomy places the organism in Eukaryota, Cryptophyceae, Pyrenomonadales, Geminigeraceae.
AUGGGAGCUAACGCCAGGACACGCUCCGUCCCUCCGAGCGUGCUGUCGCUCAAAUCAUCGGGCGAGGAAAAGGAAAUUUCGGACCUUCGCCUAUCUAGCAGCCAUCAACAUCAAACCAAAACCCCGCUCUUCACCAGAAAAUCUGUUCUUGCAACCCUGCCACUUGCUGCUGCUGCUGCUCUGCAGCCAGCGGAGCGAGCCUCUGCAUCCUCGCUGCUGGACGAGGGAGGACUGGCUUACGGUAGGUGGUGGGUUUUUCCCCUUGCUCCCUACAGCAGGAAGAAGACGGUGAGGACAGAAGUUGUGAAGGAUGAGGUGUGGGCGUUCGAUCAGAUUAUCGGAGCUCUUUAUGUGUGGACGCCGUUGAGGAUGACGGUGGUGAAGCUGCAGAAGGGAGGGCUGCUGGUCUUCAACCCUGUACCUCCGACUGAAGAAUGUCUGAAGCUCGUGAGAGAGCUAGAGGGGGAGCAUGGCAAUGUUCGGUUUGUUGUGCUGGGUUCCACGGCGCUGGAGCACAAGUCGGCUGCUGGUCCUUUCAAGCGACACUUUCCUUCCGCGGAGCUGUGGGUUGUGCCGGAUCAGUACUCCUUCCCGUUCGGGCUUGAGAACCUGUUCUGGGGUCUCAACCCUCAACCGCUCCCGCUGAGCAGCGACGGAGAUGUCCCAUGGAAGGACGACCUAGAGCAUGUCGUCCUUGGCCCCUUCAAGUCUCGUGGAGGAGAAGCUCCGGGCGUGUUUGAGGAUGUGGCCUUCUUCCACAAGAAGUCCAAGACCCUCCUGGUCACCGACGUCGUGCAGACUUUCCCCUCCAAGAUCCCCGAUAUCAUCCUUGACGAUCCCCGCGCGCUCCUCUUCCAUGCUCGCGAUGAUGCCUUUGGGAAGGUGCAGGACACGCCGGAAGUGCGACAGAGAGGAUGGGAGAGGAUAGCGCUCUUCUCCCUCUUCUUCCAACCUGGAGGAGUGGAAGUUGUUCCCUGGGGACAGGCGUUCAAAGACCUUCAGAAGGGACAAAUGAACGAACUCGGUUGGAAUGGACUGUUUCCCUUCACUUGGCGGCCGCAGGACGGCCCCCACCCCCAGGUCUUCCUCCUCCGUCUUCCCGUUCCUGCAGUCUUGCAGAAAUUGAUUCUUGACCGCGAACCUGCUAAGGUCCUAGCCUUCGCCGACAGAGUGGCCCAGUGGAACUUCGAGAGGAUCGUCCCUUGCCACCUCGGGUCCGAGAUCAAGGCGGGCCCUGCCGAGUUUCGCGCUGCCUUUGGCUUCCUCGAGGAUGGAGGAGAUUUCCCGGGGAACCUCGAGGUCUCAACUUCAUGA